AUGGCGGAUUCCUAUGCCUGUAAAGGUGGAAGGAAAACUGCAGGCUCUAACAAACCCGCUGCCAGCAAAGAAAGCAGGACGGAGACGAGGAUAAACCCGCCGGCAGAGCUGCCCAAGCUUGGAAAUGCAACCAGUGACAAAACUGAAGGCAGGAAGAAAGGACGACCCAAGGCUGAGAACCAGGCGCUGAAAGACAUCCCCCUCCCCCUGAUGAACCAGUGGAAGGACGAAUUCAAAGCUCACUCCAGGGUGAAAUGUCCCAAUUCAGGCUGCUGGCUGGAGUUCCCCAGCAUUUAUGGCUUGAAGUACCACUAUCAGCGCUGCCAAGGGGGUGCGAUCUCGGAGAAGCUGACCUAUUCGUGCUCGUACUGCGAAGCUGCCUUCACCUCCAAAACCCAGCUAGAAAAGCAUCGGCUCUGGAAUCACUUGGACCGGCCAGUGCCAACCAGCAAAGCAGAAAACAAAGUGCCGAAGGCCAUUGGGAAGAGCGGUGGCAAGAAAAGAGCUGCUGAGAGUUCAGCUUGCCCCACCAUCCAUCCCAAACAGGCAAAGACGGAAAAAGCCGUGGCCCAGGACCACGCCGAGAAUGGCGAGUGCCUGGCGGAGAGCCGGGAGAGCAAGGAGUUUCAGAUCGCAGCAGCCGAGGCGAUGGCAGCCGCCACCCCCACGGCGAAGUCCUCGAGCGGCAAGGAUGCCGUGCAGCAGGGGGGCAGCCAGGCCUCACUGCAGGAGGAAGACCCCGAGAGGAUGAAGCACAGAAGGAAACAGAAAACUCCUAAGAAAUUUACGGGGGAGCAGCCGUCCAUCUCGGGGACAUUUGGACUGAAAGGUCUCGUCAAAGCAGAGGACAAGGCGAAAGCCCAUCGAGCCAAGAAGUUGGAGGCGAGCACCAACACGGAGGAGCUGAAAAAGAAACCUUCAGGAGCUGGUGUGAAGAAGGAAACGGCUGUGCAUCUACCAGCAGCAAACCCUGAGGACCAGUGGCAGCGGGAGAUCAGCGAGAAGGGAGAAGUCGCCUGUCCAACCUGCAGCGUUAUAACCAGGAAAACUAUUGUGGGGCUCAAAAAGCACAUGGAUGUCUGCCAGAAACUGCAGGAUGCCUUGAAGUGUCAGCAUUGCAAAAAGCAGUUCAAGUCCAAAGCUGGGCUGAAUUACCACACCAUGGCUGAACACGUCAGCAAGCCUGUUCCUGUGGAAACCGCUGGACUUGGUGAACAGGAAGAGCGGGAAAGGCUGAGGAAAGUGCUAAAGCAGAUGGGAAAACUGAAAUGCCCCAAUGAGGGCUGCAUGGCCAACUUCUCUAGCCUGAUGGGUUACCAGUACCACCAGAAGCGCUGUGGGAAGCAGCUUGCCGAGGCCGACAAGCCUGUCUUCAGCUGUCCACACUGCGGCAAGAAGUACAAAUCCAAGGCCGGCCAUGACUACCAUGUGCGGUCAGAACACACGGCCUCGCCUCCGGAGGAGCCAGAGGUGAAGCCGGAGCCUGGCCCCAUAGAAGAUUUCGAAAGGACCCCGAGCGGCCGCAUCCGUCGGACGUCAGCCCAAGUAGCCGUCUUCCACCUUCAGGAGAUAGCGGAGGAUGAGCUCGCCAAGGAUUGGACCAAGCGGAGGAUGAAGGAUGACCUGGUGCCUGAAACGAAGCGGCUCAAUUACACCCGACCGGGGCUUCCAAAGCUCAAUCCGAGGCUGCUAGAAAACUGGAAGAACGAAGUGAAGGAGAAGGGCCACAUCAACUGUCCCAACAACUGCUGUGAAGCCAUUUACUCCAGCGUCUCGGGGUUGAAAGCUCACCUGGCCAACUGCAACAAGGGGGACCACUCGGUGGGCAAGUACCGCUGCCUCCUGUGCCAGAAGGAAUUCAGCUCCGAGAGCGGGGUCAAGUACCACAUCAUCAAGGCUCACUCAGAGAACUGGUUCCGAACCUCUGCAGAGGCCAGCCGGAAAAAGAAAAGCAGGGAACAGCUUUCUUCCAGCAAGGAGGAGAAAAAGAAAAGCACAAGCGGGAAGAAAAGGGGGAGAAAACCCAAGGAAAGGCCUCCAGAAACAUCCCCGAAGGGCAGAGAGAGCGUGGCAGCAAAGACUAAUCACAAGAAAACCCUCGAGCACUGGGAAGGCUCCCGAGGCAGCCCCGACGGGGAUGAGCGCGUCCCCAAGCCCCCGAGCCAGCGGAAGGGGGGAGCCAGUAAGAUGCCCGAGAAAUGAGCAGCUCAGAGACUCGUCUCCGAGGAUUCGUUUACAGCCCAGGGUAACAGGGUGGGGGUUUCUCCUGGUUUUUGUCCC
This is a messenger RNA of Aptenodytes forsteri (emperor penguin), 2280 nucleotides long. RefSeq names its product zinc finger protein 512B (gene ZNF512B). The transcript has 16 exons. The coding region runs from base 1 to 2202 and encodes 733 amino acids. NCBI's taxonomy places the organism in Eukaryota, Metazoa, Chordata, Aves, Sphenisciformes, Spheniscidae. The record is from RefSeq and is a predicted model, not a curated record. Gene Ontology annotation, molecular function: zinc ion binding.